UUCAGUCUGGCCUCGCUGAUGUCUUGGGGUGCUAACAGGCCCCCUGCUGGUUCUUCUAAGAAUGACUGGUUUCAAUUCACACUUACAGUACAUUCACUUUAGCUGCUAUAUCUGUAGGUCUAAAUUCGUUGUGCAAAGUCAGGGAAUGCAUGGCAAAAAGAGAAACAUCUCAAAAGUGAGUAUUGAUCAUCAUCAGUAGCAAGCUAAAUUCCCUUGGUUCUGUAUGACUGAGGAAAUAUACCCUGUCACUACAGUGGAUUCAGUAAAACUUACUGCAACUAGUAUUAGUUCAGCUUUGAAGAGCAGGUGAGGACAACGACAAAUAACAGUCUUUAUACUGUAGGUUCAUAUGGUUAGACAACUUAGCUCUAUGCUUUUUUUGAGUGACUUCACUGCAUGCUAUUCCUCCCAUCUCUCUAUACACCAUCACCUUCCUGUGGCCACGUUGGAUUACCACCACAAACACCUUCCCAGCUCCAGCAGAGUUCCCAAUCCUCCAGGCAUCUACCUCACUUCCCCUUCCUCCUGACCGCACCACAGCAGGAAGCUGUCAAUUAGCUCCUAAUUAGUGUCUGACAAACAGCAGUUUGACGUCAACCCCAUAUGAAAUUAACAACCCUCCUCUUCGAGUCCUUAGUGAACUCACCGGCUCACCCUCCUCAAUCCAGCUGGGUUUGUCACGAGCCGCACCACUACUGAUAUUGGGGGAGGGGGUAGGUUCAUGCGGAGACUGGGCUAAAAACACUUUUCCACGUAUUGGAAACAUCCAUUAGUAUGUAAAUUACUUAGGGCAGAGGAGUGUGUUGUCAUGAUUAUAUUACUAUAGUAAUAUGGUGUGUUUGUGUGUGUAAUCUCUGUCAGUCACACUUGUAUUGGAUAGCCAAUCACUGUUCUGUUGAGGUAGCUGCCUGUUUCCAUGGUGACGGUAUUGAGUGGUGGCUGGGGGCUAGUGGAGGAACCAAUCAAACUUCAACACUUUAUGUUUCGUCUCUAUGAUACUGAUGGGAAUGGGUCUCUGGAUAGUUCGGAACUGGAUCACAUCAUCUCUCAAAUGAUGCAUGUUGCUGAGUACUUGGAAUGGGAUGUGACAGAACUGAAGCCGAUUCUGCAGGAGAUGAUGCAGGAGAUUGACUAUGACCAUGACGGCACAGUGUCUCUGGAGGAGUGGAUCCAGGGAGGCAGCACGACCAUCCCCCUGCUGGUGCUACUGGGCCUAGAGACGAAUGUGAAAGACGAUGGGCAGCAUGUGUGGAGACUGAAGCACUUCAACAAGCCUGCCUACUGUAACCUGUGUCUGAACAUGCUUAUAGGCCUGGGCAAGCAAGGGCUGUGCUGCUCAUUCUGCAAGUACACUGUCCAUGAGCGCUGUGUGGCCCGUGCUCCUCUGUCGUGCAUCAAAACCUACGUCAAGAGCAAGAAAAACAUAGAGGUGAUGCACCAUUUCUGGGUGGAGGGAAACUGCCCGACCAAGUGUGACAAGUGUCACAAAACCAUUAAGUGUUACCAGGGUCUGACUGGGCUUCACUGUGUGUGGUGCCAAAUCACGCUUCAUAAUAAGUGUGCCUCCCAUGUGAAACCUGAGUGUGACUGUGGACCACUGAAGGACCAUGUCCUGCCCCCCAACACAAUCUGUCCUGUUAUACUGGAAAGACAGUCUAUGGUGAGGAAAGAUUCCAGAUCCAGCCAAUCAGGGGGCAGAGGGAAGAUGCAGAGAGCCAACUCAGUCACAGUGGAUGGCCAAGGACUACAAAUCACAACAAUAGAGGGAACUCAUCCUCUGCUCGUGUUUGUGAAUCCAAAGAGUGGAGGGAAGCAGGGCGACAGGAUCUACAGAAAAUUCCAGUACCUCUUAAACCCUCGGCAGGUAUACAACCUGGCCAAGAACGGACCCAUGCCUGGGUUGAAUUUCUUCCGAGAGGUCCCAGAUUUCAGAGUGUUAGCUUGUGGUGGGGAUGGGACCGUCGGUUGGAUUCUGGAUUUCAUAGAUAAGGCCAAUCUGGACAGGAACCCCCCUGUGUGUGUACUUCCCCUUGGAACAGGAAAUGACCUGGCAAGGUGUCUGCGAUGGGGAGGAGGUUAUGAGGGAGAGAGCAUUCUGAACAUCCUGAGGGACAUAGAGAACAGCUCCGAGGUGAUGUUGGACCGCUGGAAGAUUGACGUCACACCCACGGACAAGGAAGAGAGGGGAGACCCUGUGCCUUACAGCAUCGUCAACAACUAUUUCUCCAUUGGGGUGGAUGCUUCCAUUGCACAUCGGUUCCACAUGAUGAGGGAGAGACACCCUGAACGCUUUAACAGCAGAACAAAGAAUAAGCUGUGGUAUUUUGAGUUUGGCACUUCUGAGACCUUCUCGGCCACAUGCAAGAAGCUCCACGACUUUCUGGAGGUUGAGUGCGAUGGCAUCACUCUAGACCUAGACAGCAUCUCUUUGGAAGGCAUCGCCAUUUUAAACAUUCCCAGCAUGCAUGGCGGCUCCAACCUGUGGGGUGAGAGCAGGAAAAGGCGGAGCAACCGCCGGGGAGGGAAGAAGACCCAGGAUAAGAGGACAACAGUGCUGGACCCCAAAGAGCUUCAAUUUGCUGUCCAAGACCCGUCAGACCAGCUGUUGGAGGUGGUGGGUCUGGAGGGAGCCAUGGAGAUGGGACAGAUCCACAUCGGCCUGAGGAGCGCAGGAAGACGCCUGGCCCAGUGCUCCUCGGUCACCAUCAGGACCACCAAAGCCCUCCCCAUGCAGAUUGAUGGAGAGCCCUGGAUGCAGACUCCCUGUACUAUUGAAAUAGUGCAUAAGAACCAGGCCCCGAUGUUGAUGGGUCCCCCACAAGGCAACAGCUUCUUCUCCUCUGUGAUCCGACGAACAUGCAGCGAGAGCAAAGACUGAGAGAGAGAGAGAGACUUAGCCUUCGUCCUCUUCUCCAGAGAAUCAAGCCGUCUUACCCACGGAGGUCGCUAGGUGUGAUGCCAGGAUGCUAAUUUGUUAGCCUAGCUCCAUGUGGGUCGCUAGGUUAUGAUGCUAGGAUUCCAAUUUGUUAGCCUAGCUCUAUUCAAUAGCAUACUGUAGCUGUGCAUGCUACUUCUGCCAUAGAAAUGUCAGUGCCCCCCUUACUUAUUUAGAGUGAGGAACUACAAGGACAGAAGCUUUGGUUCAUGAUGCGGUGCCACUCCACAAUGCCAACACAGUGGUAUUGUCAUUACAUUUACAUUUAAGUCGUUUAGCAGACACUCUUAUCCAGAGCGACUUACAAAUUGGUGCAUUCACCUUAUGACAUCCAGUAGAACAGUCACUUUACAAUAGUGCAUCUAAAUCUUAAAGGGGGGGGGGGGUCCCUCUGGAACAGUUGUUUACCUUUCCAGAUUUCAACUUUAUACUGUUACGAUGGCAUGUUUUUUUUCUAAAUGUCAUUUCUAUAGUGGUCUUGUGCAACGUGCCAUGUGGAUCAAGUCCUUUGAAGGAAGUGACACAUUUCUGUCAAUCAUUGAAAAUCAUUUGUAUGAUAAGGUAUUGAUUUUAUGCGGCGUCAAUGUUUUGAAUGUGUUUGCGUUUGAACACCCCCAAUGCAUGAUGGACAUUGGAUCACUGUUUAUGAGGUGAACAUAUCUUUCAGGGUGCAUAAGGACAGUGAUGACAUUGAGUUAACAUAUACUUUAAGCAUUUGGUCUAAGUUAACGUUUCAGGUUAUUUGCUUCGCAUUUCUUCGGGCACUGACUAUCUCUUCAAUGUUGACUUCAUCGGAGAAUGGAUUUAAGAAUCUCAAAGGCUCUGUUAGGUUUCCCACAAAACAUGUUUGACAGGUUCUUGCUCAAAUGUCUUGCAGCUGGAUCAUAGAAACGAUUUCCAUUAAGGCUCAUAGACCAAUUAAGGGAAAUGAAUUGGUAACAAACGCAUGCACACGUCACAUGACAUAUACACUUUUUCUAUAUUGCACGGGAUAUCCAGACAAUUUCUUCUAAUUGUGCUGUGCACAUCUUGAGUUGCAUGGAUAACCAAGAUCUAUUUUUGAACGUGGAAUUGUACUGUGUUGUUCAUUUUGGAAGUAAAACACUUUGUCAGGGUUCAACUACUGCCUUUCUCUCACACUAAAUGAAAUCAUAUCAACCUGAAAUCAACCUUUUGUGGUCAGGGAGUCCUGUUUUUCAGGGGCAGGUACUCAGGUAUUUUUAAGAUAUAAUAUUGCUCAAAGGUUUAUACACCUAACUAUUAUUAUAGAAAAACCUUUCAAUGAAUAGAAUUGAGUACAUCGUGUAGUACAAUUAUCACAGUCAAGACUCCAGAGCAGGUUUUGACCUCCUUAGGUCAUUGAUUUGUUCAGUCUUUUCCAGCGGUUUGCCAUUGAGCAUGUUUACAAUACAUGACUCAUACAUGCACACAUUAACCAAUUAGAACUCAAGUCCAAAUGUGAAAUUACUAUUGACAUACUUGAGCUAGAAUUGAAGAAUCAAUCUUGAGAAUCAGUCUAAUCAAUUUGCACGACUGGGUUAUUCAGAGACAAGAAGAAGCUCUGCAUUCUCCCUCUAGAUAUCUGCAGAGGCUAUUUGGUCUGGCAUAUAAUGUGCAGAUAAGUAAGACUAACCAUAGGAAUGGCCUGAUAUUGUUAACCUGAACAGUAUAUUGUAUUCUUAAUUUUCUGAAAUCUAUAGUGACUUUUCAUUAUAUUGACAUCCUUCGUCCAGUUUUCACCAAAACCUCUGACCCAUAUCUCAAUAUAAUAUACUACCAAAGAUAAACAGAACGGAAGGCCAUAAUCAGAUCUCAGAUCAGAUCCAUACACUAUAUGAAAUUCUUCAAAUCUGUUACACAUGAAUGACACCCAAACAGUACAUGAAUAGAUACACGUUUUCAAGUGAACUGCAUUCCUGCAUGUUGUCUAAGUACAUACAAUUCAAUGAUCGAAGAUGACUGUAUUGGAUUUCUGUCUCUGUUCAAAGUCCCACCCUGCUUAUGGAAGAUUUGGUUCCACCAACUUUUCCAUUACUUUGAUUUGUAUGUGCAGUGUUUGCUUUGUACAGUGAAGUUGUAUUUUUGUACACAAUGUUAUUUUUCUGCGUAAAGCAUUGCUCUCCUCUGUAAAUCACGCCAAUGUGUUCUUCUGUUCAAAAACUGAACAGAACAUGAAAACAAUUAAAUGUUGUCGUUUGA
Molecule: messenger RNA, 5134 nt
Organism: Oncorhynchus gorbuscha (pink salmon)
Lineage: Eukaryota; Metazoa; Chordata; Actinopteri; Salmoniformes; Salmonidae
Product: diacylglycerol kinase beta-like
Exons: 20
Coding region: 917-2878 (653 amino acids)
Biological process (GO): diacylglycerol metabolic process; intracellular signal transduction; lipid phosphorylation
Cellular component (GO): plasma membrane
Molecular function (GO): calcium ion binding; ATP-dependent diacylglycerol kinase activity
Source: RefSeq, a predicted model, not a curated record